Messenger RNA from Brassica rapa (field mustard), 2379 nucleotides. Its product is annotated as UDP-glycosyltransferase 85A1. Gene Ontology annotation, molecular function: quercetin 3-O-glucosyltransferase activity; quercetin 7-O-glucosyltransferase activity. The record is from RefSeq and is a predicted model, not a curated record. NCBI's taxonomy places the organism in Eukaryota, Viridiplantae, Streptophyta, Magnoliopsida, Brassicales, Brassicaceae.
AUUAAACAUUCAACUGAUUUAUAAUAUUAUAUUUAACCUAAGACCUUAGACCAUCUUUUAUCUAUUAAUAUAUUUAAAAGUUAUUGUCAAAAUUUAAACAAAAAGUGUAUAACCAAUUAAAGUGCAUAACCUAAAAAGACCUUAUAACCAGUAUCUUAAUUUGUUUGAAAUUUCUACUUAGAAAACCUUUUCUCAACCUUUUUUACAUGGUUUCAAAACUAGAUUUAUAUAAUAUUAUAGGUGUUUUAUCCGCACAUACGGACAUAACUUUUUUAUAAAACUUAUUAAUAAAUGUACUAUUAAUUUAAAGAUCAAAAUGUUUAAAUCAAACUUUAAAUUUUUACUAUUUUUAUGAAUCUUUCAAUUUCUUAAAUUUAAAAUUUUAUUAAUUUAAAAAUAUUAUUUCUUGAUAGCAGUAUUAAUAUUUUUUAUUUUAAAAUAUGGUAUUUAUCUUUACCCAGUUUUUUAUUAUAAAUAAAAAAAUAUAUAAUUGUUAAUAUAAAGUGAUGUUAUGAAACCAAAUUCUUGAAAUUACAAAAACCUACAAAAUCUUAAAAUAAAUCAAAAGCACAAGAAUGUUAAACCGAAUUCAACUUUGCAUAUUAUACUAAUCAAAGUAAAUAAAACUAUUGAUAUAUGUAUAACUAUAUAAUGAAACACUUCCCAUAAUAAAUGAAUAAACAUUCAAAAAGACCAAUCAUGUUUACAAACAAAACAUUAUUAUGUAAUGUAUAAGAUAAGAACAUUUUCUAUCUAUUGUUAUAUUCAUUUCUAAAUGCUAUAAUAGAGAAAAAAAUAUGUUAUAGUCAACCAUGUGAACACAUCUUGUAGCCAAUAUAUCUUCCAAUAAAUCAGUUAUAAUAUUUCAUUAUAUUUUGUGAGCAAUUUAGAAAUGACGUAUUAAUUUUAUAUUCGUAUUUACAUCAUUUUUGGUUGAGUUAUUUGUAACUUAUUUGAUAUUUAAAAAAGCUUCUUUGAUAUUGCAUAUAAUUUCAAUAAUUUAAUUAUUUAGUUUAACAAGAGCAACAACAAAAUAUUCGCUUUUGGAAAAUAUCUUUAUCUCUGCGAAAUCCUCAAAAUCUAGUUCUAAAAACAAAAUCCUCAAAAUCAUUGGCCAUGUGACUUUGUCUAUCAGACAUAUUCACAGCCAUAAAUGCAUAUUAAACUACAUUACCAACGAGUCGGUCCUAUAUUGAGUCAUAAAGACGUUGCAUGGUUAUGUUUAUUAACUAAUAUCGAGAGAGUAAUUAAUCUAAAUAAUCAAUGAUGAUGAAUUUGGCAGCUGAGGAUUACUUGACGAACGAGUACUUGGACACGGUUAUAGAUUUCAUGCCGUCGAUGAAAAAUCUAAAAUUCAAGGACAUUCCUAGCUUCAUCCGAACCACUAAUCCUGAUGACAUUAUGCUUAAAUUUGCCCUACGCGAGACCGAGCGAUCCAAACGCGCUUCUGCUAUCAUUCUCAACACAUUUGAUGAUCUCGACCAUGAUGUCAUCCAGUCCAUGAACUCCAUUUUACCUCCAGUUUAUCCAGUUGGACCGCUUCAUGUCUUAGCUAACCGGGAGAUUGAAGAAGGCAGUGAGCUUGGGAAGAUGGGGUCGAACUUAUGGAAAGAGGAGACUGGAUGUUUGGAUUGGCUCGAUACUAAGGCUCCAAACAGCAUUGUUUACGUUAACUUUGGGAGCAUAACCGUUAUAACUGCGAAGCAGCUUACAGAGUUCGCUUGGGGUUUGGCAGGUAGUGGGAAGGAGUUUUUAUGGGUGAUCCGGCCGGACUUAGUAGCUGGAGACGAGGCAAUGGUUCCGCCGGAGUUUUUGACGGAGACGGCAGACCGGAGGAUGUUGGCAAGUUGGUGUCCUCAGGAGAAAGUUCUUUGCCACCCGGCAAUAGGAGGUUUCUUGACGCAUUGUGGAUGGAACUCGACGUUGGAGAGUCUCUGUGGAGGUGUUCCAAUGAUAUGUUGGCCGUUCUUUGCCGACCAGCAAACGAAUUGUAAGAACUGUUGUGAUGAGUGGGAGGUAGGGAUGGAGACUGGGGGAGAUGUGAGAAGGGAGGAAAUUGAGAAGGUGAUUAGAGAGUUGAUGGAUGGUGAAAAGGGAAAGAAAAUGAGAGAGAAGGCCGCCGAGUGGGGGCGCUUGGCUGAGGCAGCCACUGAGCAUGAGCGUGGUUCCUCGGUUGUGAAUUUUGAGAAGGUUGUUAAGGUUCUUUUGGACAGAGACCAGAGGAUUAAAAAAACAUAAGAUGAUCACUGAAAUGUGUGUUAUUAAUAUACUGAUUUCCAAAUGUGUAUUGUUUUCUUUCCAUCGUGUAUCUUUGGUGCUUGGUUAUUGGACUGAUAUAUUUCAGACAUUCGUAAUGACAAUAUUGAUUUGUGUGUGAUA